This is a messenger RNA of Brassica rapa (field mustard), 817 nucleotides long. RefSeq lists its product as uncharacterized. The record is from RefSeq and is a predicted model, not a curated record. Lineage: Eukaryota; Viridiplantae; Streptophyta; Magnoliopsida; Brassicales; Brassicaceae.
CAUUGUCUUCCGGGUAGAUUCUUACCUCUCGGUUCAAGAUCUUGUCAACAAGGCCGUUGACAGAAAGUUGUUAGGGGCCGAUGGUUCAAUCCUUUCACUGACGCGUCUAUCAAAGAUCAUUCAAGAAGGUCUCGUUGAAAAUGAAGUGUGUCCUCUAACGAAUCGUUUAGAUGGUGGAUCUGAACGCUAUUCUGGUAGUGUUCAUAAGGUGGACAAAAUGAAAGUAAUUGAAGAAGAGUACCAUAUCCCUGAUGAAUUUGUGGCUCCUGAGGUUUUGAAGCAACUGAAAUCUGCGCCAGUCACUUGUUCUGUGCUGCUGUUUCCUUCCUACGAGAAGAAUCUAAAUAGAGAUAUCAUCUACGAGCCAACAACUGAUGAGAUUAACGCGUAUAAAGAAGAUAAACACAAGGGUCGCAAUCUUGAUGUCCAUGUCAUGCUUUGCACAGGUAGUGGAGUUGACAGGCGCGGGAAAGAAUACUUCGAGUUUCAAAACAGUACCGGUGAUGUUAAUGCGGUUGAUUUUGGCUACGUCAAGUUUGCCCAAAACCCAAAUACAAUCAUCGAGUAUGUCGUUUUGAAGGACUAUCGCGCGAGGGAUCUCAGUCACUUUGAUUCUGAUUCUGAUUGAGUAGAGAAAAAGAGGUGGUCCUCAAGCGCAAUUGGAUGACUGCUUAACCUAAUAUGACAUCUGCUUAAAUAAAACUGUGGGAUUCUGUUUGACUUUUACUUUUAUUGUAAUAAACGUUGGGAAUUGAGUACCAAUUACAUUAUGUUGAAUAUUUAUUAGAAUUAUGGAAAUGUCUCAAUCUCGCCAUUA